AUGGACGGCGCAAAGGCUCGACCUAGGGUUAGGCUAGAGGUUGUUCUCGGCGUUGGCGUUCUCGCGCUUCACGUUCUUGCUGGCUCCGACCAGAGUAUUGAGGUUAUAAAGGUUGUUCUCGGCGCCGAUACCCGUAGGAGACUUUCUUGUUGUCAGAUCUUCACCGCAACUCUCUACACAUUGGAAAAGUUGCCUGCAGCACUUGCUGAGCUGAAAUAUGAUCUGAGUGCGUUGCCGGCCUUCCCUAAUAAAUACUUAUCUACAGGCUACUCAGCGCUCACCGGCUCACCUCUGUCCUGUCCAGUACUGAGAAUUUCGCGAGAUCAAGCUUCGAACAAGUACCUCCACGGAUCUAUCUUCUCGCCAGAUAUUGUUCAACUCGAGAUGUGGCUUUAUAAAAGUGAAAAGUAUAAUGAACUGACGGACGAUGACCAUGAAGUAAAGAUUUUUAAUGAAGAUGACUCCGCCAACUCGACAUCGGACUUCCUUUCGAGAGCAUACCGAGCCAGGAUCCAAGAUGAAAAGCUUCCGUGUCGAUUCUGGCGAUACAUAAUCAUACUCUCGCUGAUCAAUGUGUUCCUUCUACUCACGUCUUGCACACUUGUGCUACACUGCUAUCUCCACGCCCUUCACGGUCGCAAUGCCCUCCUCAAAGCAACAUCUUUCUACUCUCCGAUCCUCGACAGAGUGGAAAUCCAAACCUCCGUUAAGAAGAUGAAUGCGACGCUCUUCCCUGGACCCAAUCCCAGCUUUGCACGCCAGUUUCCCAACCCCGAAGCUGACGCGUGGUGGGAAAGCAUGGAAAUAGUACGCACAAUACCAAUCACUAAAGAGGACGUGAUAAAGCUUGGGAAAGACCCCAAGACUGUUGCCAAGUUUGAAGAUGGCCAUUGGGGCUUAGGGGAUGAUGCUUAUAUGGCGGAACUGGACAUCUUCCACCAGCUACAUUGCCUUAAUUCGCUACGGAAAUUGAUAUAUCCGGACUACUACAUGUACAACGCUUCAAACACUCGUCAUCCAGAUCUUUGGUAUGUACAUCUAAACCACUGCGUCGAUGUGCUCGCGCAGAACUUGAUGUGCACGGGAAGCACGGAUCUCCUGACGGUCAAUUGGAUGGAGACACAGAGUUUUCCUUUUCCAGACUUCAACAUCAAUCACCAAUGCCGAGACUUCGAUGCGCUAGUUGAGUGGAAGGAGGAGAAUGGUGUGGAUCUUGAGAGAUGGGCGGCUAUGAAGAGACCGGACGGAGUCAGGCAGGUGAAACCAAGUGAAGGUAUCAAGGAAAUGCUGAGGCAUGAGCAUGAAAUGAAAAAUAGUAAGACGGACAGGGAGCGAUUGUAA
Molecule: messenger RNA, 1341 nt
Organism: Drepanopeziza brunnea f. sp. 'multigermtubi' MB_m1
Lineage: Eukaryota; Fungi; Ascomycota; Leotiomycetes; Helotiales; Drepanopezizaceae
Biological process (GO): mycotoxin biosynthetic process
Source: RefSeq, a predicted model, not a curated record